Molecule: messenger RNA, 3482 nt
Organism: Dipodomys ordii (Ord's kangaroo rat)
Lineage: Eukaryota; Metazoa; Chordata; Mammalia; Rodentia; Heteromyidae
Gene: Zbtb7b
Product: zinc finger and BTB domain containing 7B
Exons: 3
Coding region: 85-1725 (546 amino acids)
Biological process (GO): positive regulation of gene expression; regulation of transcription by RNA polymerase II
Molecular function (GO): DNA-binding transcription factor activity, RNA polymerase II-specific; RNA polymerase II cis-regulatory region sequence-specific DNA binding; protein binding
Source: RefSeq, a predicted model, not a curated record
CUGGCCCUCCCCCCACCCUUCCCAACGUGCUGCCCCCAGGGGCCAGGAGGAGUUGCGGCAAGGCCCCUCAGCGUUCAGGAGAAGAUGGGGAGUCCUGAGGAUGAUCUGAUUGGAAUCCCAUUCCCAGACCACAGCAGUGAGCUCCUGAGCUGCCUCAAUGAGCAACGCCAGCUGGGCCACCUAUGUGACCUCACCAUCCGGACGCAGGGCCUUGAGUACCGCACCCACAGGGCUGUGCUGGCUGCUUGUAGCCACUACUUCAAGAAGCUGUUCACUGAGGGCGGUGGUGGGACUGUCACGGGGGCUGGGGGUGGUGGGACAGCCGCUGGAGUCGCCGGGGCUGGUGUAUGUGAGCUGGACUUUGUAGGGCCAGAAGCACUGGGGGCCCUACUUGAAUUUGCCUAUACAGCCACGCUGACCACCAGCAGCGCCAACAUGCCGGCUGUGCUCCAGGCUGCCCGGCUAUUGGAGAUCCCAUGUGUCAUCGCUGCCUGCAUGGAGAUCCUGCAAGGCAGUGGACUAGAAGCUCCCAGCCCUGAUGAAGAUGACUGUGAGCGAGCCCGACAGUACCUGGAGGCUUUUGCCACCGCCACUGCCACCGCCACCGCCACCGCCUCAGGAGUUCCCAAUGGUGGAGACAGCCCACCACAGAUGCCCCUUCCACCACCACCACCACCACCACCACCUCGGCCUGUUGUCCGCCGCAGUCGCAAGCCCCGAAAAGCUUUCCUGCAGACCAGGGGGGCUCGGGCAAACCACCAGGUACCUGAAGUGCCCAUAGUGCCCACCAAUCCCUUGGCCUUCGAGGAAGAAGAGGUGGUGGGCAGAGUGGGCAGCAGCGGGGGCAGUGGACUGGGGGACAGUUACAGCCCUCCCACAGGAACUGCCUCACCUACUGAGGGGUCCCUGAGCUAUGAGCCCUUUGAGGGUGAGGAAGAAGAGGAAGAGCUGGCAUAUCCCUCAGCCUAUGGGCUAGCACAGGGCAGUGGACCCCCACUGUCCCCAGAGGAGCUGGGCUCAGAUGAGGAUGCUAUUGAUCCAGACCUGAUGGCCUACCUAAGUUCACUGCACCAGGAUGCCCUGGCACCAGGCCUGGAUGGCCAAGACAAGUUGGUGCGUAAACGUCGUUCCCAGAUGCCCCAGGAGUGCCCAGUCUGCCAUAAAAUAAUCCACGGGGCAGGCAAACUGCCACGCCACAUGAGGACCCAUACUGGUGAAAAGCCCUUUGCCUGUGAGGUCUGCGGUGUGCGUUUCACCAGGAACGACAAGCUGAAGAUCCACAUGCGAAAGCACACAGGAGAGCGCCCCUACUCGUGUCCACACUGCCCAGCUCGUUUCCUGCACAGCUACGACCUCAAGAACCACAUGCACCUGCACACGGGGGACCGGCCCUAUGAGUGCCACCUGUGCCACAAGGCUUUCGCCAAGGAGGACCACCUGCAGCGCCACCUCAAGGGUCAGAACUGCCUGGAGGUUCGCACCCGAAGGCGCCGCAAGGACGAUGCACCACCUCACUACCCACCGCCCUCUACAGCCACCCCGUCCCCUGCUGGCCUCGACCUCUCCAAUGGCCACCUGGACACUUUCCGCCUCUCUCUGGCUCGAUUCUGGGAGCAAUCAGCCCCCACAGGGCCCCCCGUGUCUACCCCUGGACCCCCUGAUGAGGAGGAGGAAGAGGGGACACCCACCACACCGCAGGCUGAAGGUGCCAUGGAGUCCUCUUAAAGAGGGUCGAGUGGCCAGGCUGGAGCAGCACAAGGCCGGGGACACCCAUGCCAAGCAAUGGGAACGUGGACAGGCAGAGCUGGGAUGGGGGUGGGGGGCACUGGGACUUGCUGACAUCAGAGUCAGUCCCUUCUCCCCAGAGCCCUCUUUCCAAUUCAGAGCUGAGGCUUUGCAGCACAGGUGCUCCCCCAGAUAUUAUGUAUAUAUUUACAACUCUAUUGUAAAGCUGGGGUCCCUGUCCCCAGCUACUCCUGGGGAGUAGAAGCAAUAAUGUAUUUGAUUAGUGGGGUCCCACUUCGGCUAUGCGGGUUUCUAGGGGUCUGGGGCUUGGGACCAAAGCCUUGCCCCACUCCCAUGCCCCUCCUGGGGUUUUGGCAGUGUCAGGGGGUGAAGGACUGCCCCUCCCUUCCGAGACCCCUCCUUCCUGGUUUCUGUUCCCUUUUCCUGACAGUGAAUUAUGAAAAGGGGGGGUGGCAAAGGAAGGGUAGGUGGGGGGGGAGAAAGGUAAAAACUUGAAAGACUGGGGGGACUGGGCCUGUAAGGACGGAGCCAUCCCAGUCCCCCUCCGCCCUGCUCCAGCGCUGAGUCAUGGGGUCCUGGAGAAGAAGGGGGCGGGGUGGCCUGAUUGGCUCGCCCGCCCCUGGGGGCAGCGGGGAGGGCCCGCCCAGCUAAGGGAGCCUCCCCUCUCCUCCCCUCCCUGCUCCUCCCCUCCCAUUCCCUCCCCUCCCGCGUCCCCAGGCAGGGAAUGUCUUGUUCCCGCCGCUCCCUCCCCAGGGCCAGAGGGCAGGGCGGGCUGGGGCUGCGUCUUACCCUCUUCUUCUCCUCCUCCCCGCCCAGGUGCGAGCCGGAGCCUCCGCCACCAUUGCCGCCCCUGACUCACGCCGCCCCCGGGCUGGCGGGCGCAGGGUGUGGGACGGGGUGAGGGGUUGGGGGGGGAGCCCGGCGGGCAGGCUGGCGCCAUCUGGCGGCCAUGCCCUGCACGGGCGGGCACCCCUGCGAGCUGGCUUCGUGCUCUCUGGCCAUGGAGCUGGCGCCCCUUGCCAGGGCGGUGGGCAAGCUACUCGCUUGCCGCCGGGAACGCGGGUUGCCGACUGGAGAGAAUGGGAUCCCAGCCCCAGGUCCUUCCUUGCCUGUCUCUCUCCUUAGGAUUGAAUCCACGCCUGUUCUGUACAUAGCCUCUUCUGUUGGUCUUGUUGAACUCUAGUUCCAGAUUUUUAACUACCCAAUUCUGCUGGGAUGUGUGGGGAGGAAUCUCCCCACUUUCCUUCCUCGCUGGGUGCUGGACCCCCAUUGCAGCCUGGGCUCUGCCUUGCACUAUUUCCCUUCCUUGGCCUGGCGGCCCUUCCCCCUCCUUAAAAGGGGCAGGUUCAGGGGCCCGGUGCUCUCCUUCCCUCCCAUGCACCCCUAUGCCCAUUUGCACAGCUGCCCAGGUACCCCCCAACAGUGGGGAGGGGUGACAGGGAGGGGGUAGUGGGACCAGUCCCUGUAUCUAUUUAAAAAGUGAUGAUGUAAUAUAUUGGGGGGGAGGGGAGGUUGAGUGCCCUGGGCCUCAUCUUAGCAUUUCAGGUGAUGGGGGGAGCCUAGAGCUGGGGAGAACUGGGGCUUGGCCCCAAAGAGUGGAGACUCCCUAACUUGCGGCUUUCCCAGUCAGUGCCUUAGGCGGGGAGACAUUCCCCCCCUCUCCUAUUCCUUUCCUCUACCCCUGCCCCCACCUCGGGUGUAAGCGACAGGAAGAAAUAAUAAUAAUUUAAGAUUCA